AUGGCACCAAGACAAGCUGUUUCCUGGUUCUCCGCCAACAACGACUACCUCGCGGCACCUCGUGCCAUUGAGAUCUUCACGGACGGCUCCUACGUCGAUUGGAAUCGUGCCGCAGGCUGUGGGUUCGUUUUUUGGGAGCGAGAUCACUGGGCUUGCCGCGCUUUCGCUCUGGGCCAGGUGACUGGCUCCGCCGCCUCGAGGGGCCAAGGCUCACAAGACGCAGAGAAAUGGGGAAUUCUCUACGCUCUCGACUGGGUGAAGAGUAACUGGGCCCCCGCGGGCGAAUUUGACGUCGUCAUCCUGCGCGUGGACUCGACGUACGCGAUCGGAGACAUCGUUUGGGAGUACGAGCAGCGGAGUGAGCCCAUGCACGACCCCAUCGAGGACGAGAUCGUGGACUUGAUCCACCAGCUGGCAGACGCUGGCAUCACGGUGCAAAUGCUGCACGUUCCGCGAGACUCGUGCCGCGGCAACCAGUUGGCCGACUGGUGUGCCUGGAACGGCCGAGUGGCGACAGAGGAGGGGCACGAUUCGUACGUGUACUUCGGUCGCGUGGAGGACUGA
Cercospora beticola is the source of this 564-nucleotide messenger RNA. RefSeq names its product ribonuclease H family protein. Gene Ontology annotation, molecular function: RNA-DNA hybrid ribonuclease activity; nucleic acid binding. The record is from RefSeq and is a predicted model, not a curated record. Lineage: Eukaryota; Fungi; Ascomycota; Dothideomycetes; Mycosphaerellales; Mycosphaerellaceae.